Messenger RNA from Oncorhynchus mykiss (rainbow trout), 1187 nucleotides. RefSeq lists its product as uncharacterized. NCBI's taxonomy places the organism in Eukaryota, Metazoa, Chordata, Actinopteri, Salmoniformes, Salmonidae. The record is from RefSeq and is a predicted model, not a curated record.
UCGGUUUCAGUUGCGUCUAGAUUUUCGCUAUCAAUGCACCUGCGUCAGACUUAUCCGUUCAAUGGAGGAACCAUUAUUUUCUGCUUACGGGGAUUUCGUCGACUGGUCUGUCCAAACUGCUUGGGAACAGAAUGACGCCGAGGUGGACAGUGCGUUUGGAGACUGGAGUUCUGCCUGUAAUGGCAACAAGUCGGAUGCAGUUGAAAAUUCUUCAUCUCUGUCUUCACCCAUGGACAUGGACAUCUCUAAACUCUCAACAAAGCUGGAGAAUGGCAAUGUGAAGAAAUCAUGUGUAGUUUUCCAGGAGUGCUUCCAGGUCUUGGGUGAAUCUAAAGAGACCAACUGUACUGUACGAUCUCUGUCCCAGCUGCUAGAAAACACACAGCCUUUUCAACCAACAGCUACAAUAUGUGACUGUGGCAGCUUGUGGAGCCAUCUGGUGGCUGAGCCCAGCAGGCUGAGGCUGUCAGAGCCAAAGCCCAGCUUACACUGCCACAGCCACAGCAGAAUGGUUUCUGCCCUCAGAAUCACACCCUCAAAUUGCGUCUCUGACCAGUGUGAGUCUGUCCUUUUGGAAGAUCAUGAAGAAACUACAGAGACCUCUUGCCCCCCUGCUGCUGCUCUCAUCAAAACCAAGCUGCUGGCCCCCUCCUCCUGCCAUGGUGACACCCCAGCUUUCCUCUACCAAAUCUCCCAGCAGUGGCUGACUCAAUGCAGCAUCCAGCUGCAGCCUCAGCACCACAAGAAGCCUCCUGCACUGAACUAUGGAGAAGGAUAAGAUGAAGAUGCUGCUUAGCAUUGCCCUACUGUACUGUUGUAGAUGGGUGAAACGGGUUGGGUUGUUACCCGGGUGAGAACAAAGUAUACACUUUUCGCAACAUUUUAUUUAUACAGAUUGUAAAGAAAGAACAUUCUAUGAUAUUGUGUAUUUAGUUUGCAGGCGUGUUCCUGGUUUUAUAUAUAAUAUUUUGAUACGGAGUGCAGUUACAGUGAUACUAUAAAAUGUUCUAUAAAUGUAUUGAGUUAUUUAUUCAGUGUAACACCUGUUUUAUACAACUAUUGUCAAGAGCAGAGGGAACAAUGCAAUUCUUUGGAAGACUUUGGAAGUCACAGCACUCCACUAGAGGGCAUACUGGCUUUCUCAUAAGUCCCAACCCCCAUUUUGCAAAAUACAGCGCAUUCAGAAA